AUGGACAUCACUGAUAUUCCAGAGAAAAGCAGUGAGGGCCACCCUUCAAGCGACAGCAACGCAAGAUGGCAGCCACCAUGGGCUCAGGCAAUUUAUGAAAACAGAAUAUAUAGCCUUAAAAUAGAAUGUGGACCUAAAUACCCAGAAGCACUCCCCUUUGUAAGAUUUGUAACAAAAAUUAAUAUGAAUGGAGUUAAUAGUUCUAAUGGAAUGGUGAACCCAAGAGCUAUAUCAGUGCUAGCAAAAUGUCAGAAUUCAUAUAUCAUCAAAGUUAUCCUUCAAGAGCUUCAGCGCCUAAUGAUGUCUAAAGAAAAUGUGAAACUCCCUCAGUUACCUGAAGGACAGUUUUAUAGCAAUUGAUCAAAAAGAAAAAUCACAGGCCCUUCCCUUUCCCCAACAUUUGGUGUAAGCAGUCUUCAUUUUCCACAGUAGUAAAUUUUCUAAAUACAUCUCGUAGACCUCAAAGUACUGGAAAGGAAGCUCCUAUUCAAAGGAAGUUUAUCUUAAGAUACUGUAAAUAAUACUAAUUUUUGUAUGUUUGAAAUA
Chlorocebus sabaeus (green monkey) is the source of this 546-nucleotide messenger RNA. Its product is annotated as ubiquitin-conjugating enzyme E2 variant 1. NCBI's taxonomy places the organism in Eukaryota, Metazoa, Chordata, Mammalia, Primates, Cercopithecidae. The record is from RefSeq and is a predicted model, not a curated record.